AUGCGUACCUCCGUCAUUGCAGUUGGCCUGUUGGCCCUUCUCUUCCAGCACGCCAUUGUGCAGGUCUCUUACGCAUCAGAUUCUGAGGAGCUCACCCGAACUAAUGUCAGCGAAGCCGAACAAGAUGUUGCACCGACCGAGGAGACGGAUGCGCCUCUCGCUUCGGCUGCCCCCAGCGCGAAGAAAACCACCCGUCGCACGAAGGCCGGCGCUCUCAGGAAGGCUGGACUGACCUCACUCGUCGUGGUUUCAAUUCUCACCACGGUUGCUCUGUUGUUCGCGUACGCCUUGCAUCCUCCGGCCCGUAUCCCCCCGUCUGUCGUUGCUAUGCUUCGACCUUUGAAGCACAGCUUCCUCACGGGGGCUGGACUGACCUCACUCGCCGUGACUUCAGUUCUCACUGCGGCUGGUCUGUCGUUCGAUUAUGCCAGUCGUCAUCCGCGAGGCACCCGCCCGUCCCACGUUCAAUCUAUCAUGUCCCGCUCUCACACUGGCAGCACUGGCAGCGACAGUCCGGCUGCCCCCCGUGGAACCUCCCGCACCUGA
Messenger RNA from Besnoitia besnoiti, 546 nucleotides. RefSeq lists its product as uncharacterized. NCBI's taxonomy places the organism in Eukaryota, Apicomplexa, Conoidasida, Eucoccidiorida, Sarcocystidae. The coding region runs from base 1 to 546 and encodes 181 amino acids. The record is from RefSeq and is a predicted model, not a curated record. The transcript has a single exon.